Neopelma chrysocephalum (saffron-crested tyrant-manakin) is the source of this 797-nucleotide messenger RNA. RefSeq names its product CASP-like protein 4A1. NCBI's taxonomy places the organism in Eukaryota, Metazoa, Chordata, Aves, Passeriformes, Pipridae. The transcript has 7 exons. The record is from RefSeq and is a predicted model, not a curated record. The coding region runs from base 21 to 797 and encodes 258 amino acids.
GAGCCCUGUGGGGCACAGGGAUGUGGUGUGGACCAGCACCCAGGUUCUCUCUGCCUCGACUUCCUUCCCAGCACGGAGCCGAUUUCCUCUGGCAUCACGUGCACAGUGUGGGGCCAGGGGAGCCCGGCAGGGCACGGCUCGACUCGUGGGCAGAGGCAGGAGGGAGCAGAAGGGCAGUUGGAACCACAGCGAAGGACAGGGAGGCUGAGGACGGGGAGCCCCCAGAGCUCCCGGCACUGAGGAUGGAGCCGGCCAAGCUCCCGCUCACCAAGAGGAUGGCUCCUGCUCCCCCCGUCCCUGCCAAGGCCAAACCAGUCCCUGUGCUGGCCACCAAGCCUGGUGACCCCCAGCCCAGCGCCACGGCUGACACGGGGCGGGGCAGAACCGGUGACCCAGACGCCGACGGCUUCAACGUGGUGUCGGUGACCACGGCCAGGCUGAGCCACCCCACGGCCACACGGCCACGGGUACCCGGCCAGCGGCCACCCAGCCUUGUCCUGGGGAGCGCGGGGGGUCCCUGUGGGGUGGAGCAGCCCUGGGGGCCGCCCCACGCCAGGCUCUGUGUGCCCGUCCCCAGCGCGGGGCAGGCGGAGGGGCCGGAGGGGCCGGAGGGGAGGCUGCUGGCCCUGGAGGACCUGAAGGCCGAGGUGCGGACCCUGCACAUCCUCGUGGACCUGAUGCGAGUCCAGCACCUGCGGGACCUGCAGGACCUGAGGCUGGAGCUGUGCCAGGAGCGGAGCCAGCGCCAGGCGCUGCAGGCAGAGAUCGAGCGGGUGAGGAAGGCGCUGUCCUGUUAG